Linum trigynum is the source of this 5316-nucleotide messenger RNA. The record is from the annotation of a GenBank genome assembly. Lineage: Eukaryota; Viridiplantae; Streptophyta; Magnoliopsida; Malpighiales; Linaceae.
CGACCGCCAGAGCAGAGGCCGGAAAAUGUCAGUCAUCCCAGCCUGGAAAGUCCAAAAGGCAUUACCAAAUACUCAUAAUGCCUGUUAUGAGUGCGGAAAGUCGUCCUAUGCACAUCCUCCUCCCGCAUAUGUAUCUGAUGAUACCCAGUUGUACGUGGGCACCGGGCCUGGCCGCCCACGGGCUUGCGCGGCAUGACACGGUUAGAGCCUGGAACGAGCACGGGCACGAAAUAUAUGGCCAGCCCGGCACGCGCACGAAUUCUUUACGGGCCGUGCCGGGCCUGAACUUCAUGGGCACAGGUACGAGCACGGGCACAGCACGGUUUGUAAAUGGGCCAUGUCGGGCCAAAUAUUUUUAGAACCUUAUUGAGUAUAAGAACGGACAUAGCACAAAAAGAAUAUUAUUUUGAUAAAAAAUAAAUAUAAAAAGAACAAUAUGUUCAAAUAUUGCAAAAUAUAAGUGGCAAAAAUAAUUAUUUAUUGUUGUUAGAAGUGAAAAUAAAGAUGAAUACGUAAUUACUACCAUAACAAAAAACGAACGAAAAAUUAAACAAAGUAACUUCACACUCGUUAUACUUCCAAUUUUCUUUUUCCCAUUGUUCUUAAAUUUCUCAAACAUUCUCGGUUAAUACUUUCAUUCUCCAUCCAAUUUUCUCCUUCCUUUUCAUUCCUUCUUUUAAUUUCUUCAUUUUCAUUAACACAAAUAUGAGCACGGCACAAGCACGAAUAGGCACGGCACGAUUCAAGUCGUGCCCGGGCCUGGGCCGAGCCUAGCAAAAGUAACAAAUGGGCUUGGAUGGCACGACACAAAAGCUGAUGGGUCGUGCCAAGCACGACACGAAAUAAAUGGGCCUGAAGCGUGCUCGUGCCGUGCUGGCCCAAGCACGGUCCAACGCCCAUGUACAUACCCAGCCCUCAGAUCCAGUUUGGCGAAGUAGCCCGACCCAUGGAGCUCAUCCAACAUAUCAUCUACUGUAGGAAUGGGGAAAUGAUCUUUCAAUAUCGCUACAUUAAGGUCCUUGUAGUCGUUGCAGAAGCGCCACGUACCAUCCUUCUUCUUUACCAACAACAUGGGCGACGAAAAGGAGCUUGUGCUAGAACGAAUCAACCCAGUCUCUAGUAUAUCAGCAACAUGCUUCUCUAUCUUGGUCUUAUGCACGUGUCCGUAACAAUACGAUCGCACAUUCACUGCUUCUGUUCCCUCCUUCAGCCUAAUCACAUGACUGACCUAAUGAGGAGGAGGCAGGGUCGUGGGUGUCUCGAACAGCUCAGGAUAACGGUCGAGGAGGUCCUGCAAUACGGGCUCCAUCCCCUUCUUCUCGUCAACCACCGCCGGCUAGCACAUCACCAUCAAAUCUAUUUCCCGUCGCAGCACACAGUCUUUGAUGAAGAUCUCCCGCAAAGCCAUGGUAAGACCCUGUAAAGUCCAUUCCUUGUCUCUCCAUUUAAAACUCAUGGUGAACUUGAUCUAGUUACUCGUCAACGGACCUAAACUUCUCAACCAUGUCAUGCCCAAAAUAAUGUCAAAUCAUCGCAAUGGCAAUACGUAUAGAUCGGUUGUUACCUUAAGCCCUUGAAUUUCGAUAUUGAUAUCUUCAUAAGGCCCUGUCACACCGCAGGGGCACGCCAUUAACUAUCCGUACGGUUAUCAGAUUGACCUGUGUUGCCUCCUUCCCUAGGGUUUCAGCGAACCUUUCUCCCACAAAGUUCAGUGAGGCAUCACUAUUGACUAAUGCCAUUACCGGUUGUCCGAUCACCUGCGCUCGCAACCUCAUCGACUGGGGGUGUAUGUUUCGCCAGCGACAGCAAGGAUAACAUCACCGGUGGUGUCGCGUGGGUUAAGCCUUCCUCCCCAUCGACGAUUCCAAUUCCCAUCGCUGCUUCAGUCGCCAUGUGGCUCUAUUUCUCGGGGCAGAUUUCCUCCUCCACUAUCGUCGGCACCGCGGAGAUGGCCUCUGUUGGCCCUGCUCACCGUCCCUCAUCUGUCCGAACUCCUGCAGCGGCGGCCGGAGAGCCGCCUACCUUUGUCGAUUUUGCUGCCCAGAUGGUUUCAAGGGUCGCCUCCAGCUUGCCCAACAGUUCCUUAACGGUGAGUCGUGAUGUACUCAUCGGGGCUCUGAUACCAAGUUGAUAGAUUCAAGAAUUUCCCAAUUGGGAAUUAGAGAUUUGAGAAGAAGAAUUUAGGGAUUUAGAGGAAUUGGGGAAGAAUUGAGAGAAAAAAGAUUGAAGGAUUUGGGUUUAAAUUCUGGAAAAUAAGGGUAACCCCUUAAAUAGGAUUUUAAUAAUAAUACGAAAAUAACAAAAAAAACUCUACUCUACUCGGCCAUCCGGCUGCCCACCAGGCCCCUUACAUCGAGUUUCCAUCAGAAUGGGAACAUUUUAUUAGUGUUCGUGUUCAAUCUGGCACAUAGUCGUGCUUAGUCACUGCAGUUUAUAGUCCUAGUAAGGUGCAGGGCAGAGUAGUGUUAUAUGGUGAGUUGAGAAGGCUUGGAGUGUCUAGAGAGUCUGGAAUUUGUUUUGGGAUUUUUAAUGUUUUUGUUGAGAGUAGUGAAGCUUCUAACUGCCCUGGCUUUAAUCCAAGUAUGGUUGAUUUUUGUCUUUGGAUUGAGGAUAUGAAGAAUAUUGAUCAGAAGACAUUAGGCUCGUGGUUCACUUGGUGGAACAACCAGGUCAAUAAUCCAAUUGCUCGAAGAAUUGAUCGUGCUUUGGUUACUAAGAAGUGGUUGGAUGUGUUUCCUAAUAGUUUGUUUCAAACUAUUGCGCCUGGAGUGUCGGAUCAUUGUAGAAUUUUUGUACAGACUGAUUCUAGACUAUCUUUGUUACCAAAGCCUUUUAAGUUCUUCUUGUUUUGGAGGCUGUAUCCUCAAUAUGAAGAGCUUUUAAAGGAGGUUUGGCAAUUGGAGGCUACUGGGGAGCCUUAUCGUAUUCUAUAUAGGAAGCUGGGGGAGCUUAAACGCAAGCUCAAAAGUCUGCACAAAGCUGUCUACUCUAAUUUGUCGGUUAGAAAACGAGAAGCAGAAACAAUGUUGGAUUUGCAAAGUGCUAUGUUAUCUGAUCCUUCUGAGGUUAACUCAUAGGUUGUACUUGAGCAAGAGAAGCUAUAAAGGGAACUUCAAAGUGUUGAAGAGUUUUUCUAUAGGCAAAAGUCAAGGAUUCAAUGGAUCACUCAAGGGUAUGCAAACAAUGGAUUCUUCCAUGGUAUGGUAAAGGCUAGGAAUCAUAGGCAGACUAUUCAGAAGUUGAUAAAUGAUGGUGGGGAGGCAGUAACUGAUUUGAAAACAAUGAGUAAAGCUGCAGUGGAUUUUUAUAAAGAGCUUUUAGGGAAUGCUGAUGUUGUAGUUCAACAGCUCCCUAGCGAAUUAUUUGAGGAAUUAAUGUGUCAUAAGUGGACUGCUGGCGAUGUUGAGUUGUUGCUUACUCUAGUCACUAGGGAUGAGUUGAAAAAAUUGUUUUCAGUAUGAGUAAUGACAAGGCACCAGGACCAUAUGGAUAUAUUGCUAAAUUCUUUAAACUGGAUUGGGAGGUUGCGGGGACUGAGGUGGAGAAAAUUGUCUUGGAAUUCUUUAGAACUAGAGAAAUGCCUCGUCAAGUGAAUUCGACAGUUAUUUCACUCAUUCCAAAGCUUCUUGUAGUAGAACGGAUGAAAGAUUUUCGACUUAUCCUAUUGAAAUUUUAUCUAUAAAGGUAUUUCUAAGCUUCUAUCUAAUCGAUUGGCAUUGGUCUUGCCAAUCUUCAUUAGUAGAAGUCAUUCUGCUUUCAUUAAAGGUCGUUUAAUCAGUGACAAUAUACUAAUGGCUACGGAAGUAGUGAAGAAUUAUCAUAGGAGCAGAAUCUCCCUUGGGUGUGCUCUUAAGAUAGAUCUUAUGAAAGCUUUUAAUUUAGUUGAUUGGAUAUUGCUGUUUAAGGUUAUGAGUGCAAUGGGUAUGCCAUACUGAUUUGUCACUCUGGUUGAGUCUUGUGUUCAGUCUCCUAUGCUUAGUGUUACGUUCAAUGGACGGUUCGGUGGCUAUUUUCCAGCAGCUAAAGGGCUGAGAUAUGGGGAUCCGUUAUCACCCUAACUCUUUACAAUAGUUAUGGAGGUAUCCUCAUGCCUUCUCAAUAGGGUUGUUAGAAGUAGUCAUAUUACUUUUCACCCAAGAUGCAAAAGUUUGGAAAUCACACAUCUUUGUUUUGCGGAUGAUCUUCUUAUUUUUUUCUAAUGGUUCACCUCAAGCAAGUGAUGGGAUGCAGGAGUUGCUUGCUUAGUUCUAUUCAAUCUCUGGGCUCAAAUGCAACCCUCAGAAGUGUCAAUUGUUCUGGGCUGGGCUAUCUCUAGAAGAAAAGCAAGUCCUUUCUGAUCAGUCUAGGUUUCCUUUAGGCGAGUUACAGCUAGCACUGUUAGUACUUGGGUCUGGAGGAAGAUACUCAAAUGCAGAAGCUUGGCUCAGCAGCAUAUAACUGGAGCAAGUGCUAUAUUGGCAUUGGAUGGCUCUAUUCUUGCUAGAUAUUCAGUCAAGCAGGUAUGGGCAUCCAUUCGAACUUCUGGUCUUGUUGUGUCAUGGUCAUCUGUCAUUUGGAGCAAGCCUAUUUUUCCAAAGCAUUGUGUUAUGGUUGAUUAUACUAGAUAGAAUCAUAACAAAGGAGAAGUUGGCAAGCUGGGGUAUUGAUUGUGAUGUUAGUUGUGUUUUAUGUCCAGGGGGUUUUGAGAAUAGAGACCAUUUGUUUAGUAGUUGUUCUUUUAGCAGUGCAGUGUUGAGGAGGGUAUUGCGGGCCAUUUGUCUUUACCUUGGGUUUGCUAACUGGCAAAUGCAGCUUUCAUGGGCAGAAAUGGCUUGGAAUCCUCCUACUGAUAAAUCAGCAGUUGGGAGAGUUUUGUGGAUUAUGUGAAUUAGCACGAUUUGGAAGGAGAGAUAUGCGAGACUCUAUGGUACUACUGCAACGAAUUCCCCCAACCAAGUAAAAUGAAGAUACUCAAGGAAUUUUCUAUAUUUGCCAGCAGCCAAAUCCCAUUUCACUUGAGAGUACAGAAGGUUCUAGGAGGAGUAGUAUAGUAAUGUAAUGAUGGUCUUGGUAUUCUGUUUGGUAUUGUUAUUUGUUAUUCAAUUGUAGAAACAAGUGACACUUUUGAGAGGGAGGUUGCGAGGUGGACCUCCCUAGGCUUCAAUGCAUUUUUUAUUAACCAUAAAAAAAACUCAACUACUAAUGAAAAUAUGAAUAUUGUGUAUACUGAACCAAACUAAUGAGCUUCUAAGAUUGAUACAUUCAAUAACACGAUUGAAAUAUUCAUAUAUGAAUGUUGUGUAUACUAAAUCAAACUAAUGAACUUCUAUUAUUGAC